This is a messenger RNA of Amoebophrya sp. A120, 1514 nucleotides long. Lineage: Eukaryota; Dinophyceae; Syndiniales; Amoebophryaceae. The record is from the annotation of a GenBank genome assembly.
CGCAGAGUCGCCUCCUGUGAUGAAGAUCGCUUUCUCAGUACUACUACGAGGACAGUAUCGUCGCCCCGGGGCGAUUUGAAGGAGCAAGGUCUUGGACGAGUUUCGUACGGACAGAAGGCUAGGAGGUAUACAAAAUUCAAAUUGAUCCUUUGAUGACAGAUGAGUUCCUGCUACGCCACAACUGCCUUCCUUUAUGUGUACAAAAUGAUACAAACGCUCACAUUGAAAAGGAUUCAGAUUUUUUCACAAUGUCUUUUACAUGACCAGGUCUAUCGAUGCGACACCGAAGGACUACGAGAAUCACAGCACUUCCGGUAGCUCUUCUGCUGAUCGUUCUGCACCAUUGCGAAUUUUGUUUCAAGCGUGCCGAUGUCGGGGCGUUGUCCCAUCGCAAUGUACAGGACCUUUCUCUAUUGCAGGACGCCAGGUUGCUUUAUACAGGUGACACGAAGCAGAAGCAGCACUGAGCGGUACUUUACCUUCUUUUCCUGAUGAGAGAACAUUUUUUUUUUUUAAACUUUUUGAGAAGUAGGAGACCACGCUUCAAUAAUCUUCUAUAGGAUUUCAAAUAGUAGUAGACAGAUGGCGACCGCCACCGCGACGGUGUCCGCGUCUGUAUCUGCCUCCCAAUUUUCUCACUGCAGAUAUGGAGCAUUGCACCAGUACGAGUAGUUCACCGUAGCCCGAGGAUAUUAACGGUGAAGAAGCCUAACCGAUCCGCUGGAUGAACGAACAAGACACUACGACGUACGAACGUGCUGUUGUUGGUUUCUCUCUCAAUUUCUGCGUAGAAAAAUCUGGAUGAGUCAAUAAUGCAUUGAAGCGAAGGAAGCAAGAGCAACAGGAUUCAGGUGGGACGAAUCAGUACUAUUUUUAUAACUUUUCAGGUUAGAACCGGCGCCACUCUGGUAGCUCGCGCGGUUCGUCAUUCUUGGCUCCCUUUCUUCUUGCUAGGAGGUUGCGGCUUCAUCAGUUAAUCUCCUGUGAUACCAACGAGGACACGUUUCGCAGUUUGCUAGCUGUCGACUUCGUGGAGCGGAAAACGAAAAAGAGGAAUACGACAAUCAACGCAAUAGCUGCAGAUUUGUUUCAUCUCGAGCAAUCUAAUUUCGAAAACAGCGAAGAAUUACUGCAAACAAAACUCGAUUUCCACCAACCCUCCAACCUCCAGCAUUCUGUUCUUUCAAAGAGCAAUUUGAAAACUUAACUUUUAAUUGUUGAACCCCCAAUUUACAACUGCAAAAUGUGAAUUUCGAGAGAAUAGAGAAAAACUCAUGUAACAACUAACAAAGUUUCACUUCUGUUUCGAAGAAAGUUUCCAACUAAAGAAAAUCAAAUAUAAAGAAAUUUCCAUUUGAUCUAAGAUGCAGCGAAAGAAGAAGCGACGCACCUGCUUGAGCCAAUAAAAUUUUGCGAGGGCAGGUCGAGGUGUGCCUACGACAACGCAGAGAUAAAUCUUGUUUGUCGCUGCGCUCUUGCAGCCUUUCUAGAAAUUCUCGUGUGACCGCCUAUCG